CCGCUGCGCUGAGGAAAAGUCACUACCGGAAAAGCAAGAAAGAGCUGAGGUGAGCGGGCGGCGGCGGUUGGCGACCGCAGCCUAAGUCUGUCUCUCCGCCCCCGCGGUUGCGUCUCUCCCGGCGUGGAGCGCCGAAGUCCGGCGCGGGACAGCCUGGGACGCCCGGGCUAGCCUUCCUCCCGGUUCCUCCGCGAAGCCUCCCCGGGGCCUGAGGCAGGCGGCCGGCCGAAGGAUCAUCUGUCCCUAUCGGGUGAGUUAGCACACCUGUUGUCUUGGGUGGUCAACACGUUCUCAAUUUUCAAGGUGUAUUUCCUAUCAGGAAACUUGAAGAUAAUAUGGUCUGAACCCACAGUGAACUUCUGAACAUCGUAGUUGUGUUGAUCAGGCUGCUCUGGUCUUAGGUUCUUGAUUGUCUACAAUGGGUGAACCACAGCAAGUGAGUGCACUUCCACCGCCUCCAAUGCAGUACAUCAAGGAAUAUACAGAUGAAAAUAUUCAGGAAGGCUUGGCUCCCAAGCCUCCUCCUCCAAUUAAAGACAGCUACAUGAUGUUUGGCAACCAGUUCCAAUGUGAUGAUCUUAUCAUUCGCCCUUUAGAAAGUCAGGGCAUUGAACGGCUUCAUCCUAUGCAAUUUGAUCAUAAGAAAGAGCUGAGAAAACUCAAUAUGUCUAUACUGAUUAAUUUCUUAGACCUUUUAGACAUCUUAAUAAGAAGUCCUGGGAGUAUAAAACGAGAAGAAAAGCUAGAAGAUCUUAAGCUACUUUUUGUACAUGUACAUCAUCUUAUAAAUGAAUAUCGACCCCACCAAGCAAGAGAGACUUUGAGAGUCAUGAUGGAGGUCCAGAAACGCCAGCGCCUUGAAACAGCUGAGAGGUUUCAGAAACAUCUGGAACGAGUCAUUGAAAUGAUUCAGAAUUGCUUGGCUUCUUUGCCCGAUGAUUUGCCCCAUUCAGAAGCAGGGAUGAGAGUUAAAGCUGAGCCGAUGGAUACUGAUGAUAACAGCAAUUGUCCUGGACAGAAUGAACAACAAAGAGAAAGUUCAGGUCACAGAAGGGACCAGAUUAUAGAAAAAGAUGCUGCCUUAUGUGUGCUAAUUGAUGAAAUGAAUGAAAGGCCAUGAAGAAUAUUCCUUUUUUUCCUUUUAGUAAGUAGCAUCAUAUAUUAGUUUAUUUCCUCUCAGACAGUCUUAAGAGGUAUAACUAAAGAUACUAAGAGACUUUUUUUCAAUUGAAAUGCUGUAGGUGGUAAUUUAACACUAAACAUAGGCCAGCAAGUAUAUUUGAGUAAUUGCCAUAAAAAAGCUGAAUGUUUGCUAUUGUUUGAGAUAGUCCUAUUUUUUGGAGUUGGAAUAAAAACUUGAAGUAAUAACGAAUUGUCAUUCUUGGAAAAAAAGUUAUUUGCUUCGAGACUAAUAAAGGGCAUCAAGUGUACAUGUGAAAUUAUAAAAUGUUUAGAUUUAUUCCAAAAUAAUAUAGAAAGUUUAUUUUUCUGAUUACUGUUCCAGCAAACUCAGUAUCACAGCUUUUCUCCUCCUUAUUCUCCAUAGAAUAUUUGUUAGGGACUCUUUUUUUGCCCCAGUCAGGUAAUGAUGUGGUUAUGAUCCAAUUCUAUGAGAAAUGUACAUACUUCACCUUCACAGAUGGAUACAGGCUUCCCCCAAAAGAUAACUCUAUUGAGUAGCUAUUCAGUCUCAACAUAGCUUCUUUUCUGGUUUGUGUUUGCUAAGACUAUCCUAGUCUCUUAGCCAUCAUACCACCCUCAGAAGAGUCUUGCUUCCAAAGUAAUCUAAUCAGAACACCUUGUCCAGUUUAUAUCCUUUUCAAACACAUGUAUAUGUUGGUAGCACAGUUCUAAUCACAAAGCUACCCACAACUCAAUCCGUCUUUAGUCAUUACAGAUGAGGAAGUAGAGGUUCAGAGAAGUUGACUUAACCAACUAAUAAGUGGCAGAAUCAAGUUAGAAAGUAGGUAUUCAGUUUCAUAGCCAAAGUACUGAACUUCAUUCUCUAUCCUCUAGUCUGUCAUACUGGAAAUCAUAACUAGAGCUACUCCAGUUUUCUAAUCUUGAAAUCCACCCUAGUAAAUACCUCAUGACACUAGACUCAAGAGGAUACAUUUGUUGAUUGGAAGAAUGACUUCUCUUUAAACAUACUCAGGAGGCAGGGUUUGUUGGUUAAGACUUCCAUAUCUUAAGAUGGUGCUUGUAAUUCUACCUAAAAACCCUUCUUAGUAGGUAAUGUUCCUAACUAAGACUCAUAAGAAUUAAAACUUCACAUUUAUGGUUUGGUUGGGCAAGAGUCUAUGUGGGAUAAGAAAUCGGCAAAGAUUUUUCUUGUUUUGCCCCCUUCUCCCUUUUUUGGUUCCUUGUCAUCUUCAUCUGGUGGUAAACUUACUGUACAGCCAUUUAAUAGGCAUUGAAAGGUAUACAAUUUCUCUUUCAUAAUACUCAUCUAUGGCUUGACAGCAGUCAUAGACAAUAGGUAAAUGAAAGCACUGCUCUAAUCCAACUCUCAUAUAUGAACAAUUGGAAUAAAAUAUGGACGCUGAAAAUUGAAACUCAA
Mus musculus (house mouse) is the source of this 2560-nucleotide messenger RNA. It is a transcript of the gene Med7, whose product is annotated as mediator complex subunit 7. Bases 419 to 1120 code for a protein of 233 amino acids. The record is from RefSeq and is marked validated. The transcript is spliced from 3 exons. Gene Ontology annotation, cellular component: core mediator complex; nucleoplasm; nuclear body. Gene Ontology annotation, molecular function: transcription coregulator activity; ubiquitin protein ligase activity. Gene Ontology annotation, biological process: regulation of transcription by RNA polymerase II; protein ubiquitination. NCBI's taxonomy places the organism in Eukaryota, Metazoa, Chordata, Mammalia, Rodentia, Muridae.